Messenger RNA from Torulaspora delbrueckii, 1200 nucleotides. It is a transcript of the gene RRP8, whose product is annotated as 25S rRNA (adenine645-N1)-methyltransferase. Gene Ontology annotation, molecular function: rRNA (adenine) methyltransferase activity. The transcript has a single exon. NCBI's taxonomy places the organism in Eukaryota, Fungi, Ascomycota, Saccharomycetes, Saccharomycetales, Saccharomycetaceae. The record is from RefSeq and is a predicted model, not a curated record. Gene Ontology annotation, cellular component: nucleolus. Gene Ontology annotation, biological process: ribosomal large subunit biogenesis; rRNA methylation. Bases 1 to 1200 code for a protein of 399 amino acids.
AUGCCAUUGUUUCAGGUGGACGGCUGGGAUAUAAAAUCUGACAAGGUUGCUUUCUUCGAUGUUAGUGCCAAGAAGGCUGACGAGAAGAAGAAGGAGAGAAAGGCUAAAAAAGACAAGAUUAAGAAAGAACAACAGGCCAAGAAACAGCGUGCUAUUGAGGACGAGAUUGAAGGAGUUGAAAGCGAUGAGGACGUAGAAGAUGUAGCGGACGUCGAGAGUCUUGAGAAGGUCAAAGACGAAGCCAAGGAAGAGAAAGUAAAGAAACAGAAGAAGCGCCAGCUGAGUGAUUCAGAGAAACCUGAAAAAAAACCGAAAGUAUCAGAAACAGUCAAUACUUCACAGAAGACUCUCACCCCACUACAACAGAAGAUGAUGGCCAAAUUAACUGGUUCCAGAUUUCGUUGGAUUAACGAACAGCUGUACACUAUCACUUCCGAUAAAGCACUAGAAUUGAUGAAGGAACAGCCUCAACUGUUUGAUGAAUAUCAUGAUGGAUUUAGAUCGCAGGUGACAUCAUGGCCCGAAAAUCCCGUCGAUGUCUUCGUAGACCAAAUUCAACAAAGAUCUAAAAAACCGGUCAAUGCACCAGGUGGGUUACCAGGUUUGCAGGACUCAAAAAAAAUUGUCAUAGCAGACAUGGGAUGUGGUGAAGCACAAUUAGCAGCAGAUAUUAACGAGUUUUUCAAGAAAUACAAUAAGAGGGCAAAAAAAUAUCAACAGCGGAAGCAUCAAGUGCAUAGUUUCGAUCUUAAGAGAGCCAAUCCGCGAAUUACUGUGGCCGACAUUAGACACGUCCCACUCCCGGAUAAUUCAUGUACCAUUGUCGUAUUCUGUCUAGCUCUUAUGGGAACCAAUUUCUUGGAUUUCAUUAAAGAGGCUUACAGAAUUUUGGCACCAAGAGGAGAACUUUGGAUAGCAGAAAUAAAGUCGAGAUUUGCAGACGAAAAAGGUGAUGAGUUCGUGAAUGCGCUGAAGCUCAUGGGAUUCUUCCACAAGAAAACGGAUAAUGAAAACAAAAUGUUCACCAGAUUUGAAUUUUUCAAACCACCACAAGAGAUCAUUGAAGAAAGAAAUGCCAAGCUGGAAAGAAGACAGACAUUCAUCGAAGUUGAGACCGAAAAGGAGCAACUAGAGGAGAAGAGGCAAAAAAUUGCCGAGGGUAAGUGGCUACUUAAACCAUGCAUUUACAAGAGAAGGUAG